Messenger RNA from Erinaceus europaeus (western European hedgehog), 3694 nucleotides. RefSeq names its product glucocorticoid modulatory element binding protein 2 (gene GMEB2). Gene Ontology annotation, molecular function: RNA polymerase II cis-regulatory region sequence-specific DNA binding; DNA-binding transcription activator activity, RNA polymerase II-specific. Lineage: Eukaryota; Metazoa; Chordata; Mammalia; Eulipotyphla; Erinaceidae. Gene Ontology annotation, biological process: positive regulation of transcription by RNA polymerase II. Gene Ontology annotation, cellular component: nucleus. The transcript is spliced from 13 exons. The coding region runs from base 321 to 2099 and encodes 592 amino acids. The record is from RefSeq and is a predicted model, not a curated record.
GCCGCCGCCGCCGCCGCCGCCGCCGCCGAAUCCCCAACAAGGAGCUGAGCCCACAGCCGCCGCCGCCCCGGCCGCUCCAGUCGUCGCCGCCCCUGCCGCCUGCGGGCACCCGCGCAGGCUCGGCCGCGGCUCAGAUAGAGGUUGAAAGGCAGAGAGAGAGAGAGAGAAAGGAGGAGGAGAAGGAGACACCAUAUCGAUGUUUCAUGUUGUGAAGUGCCCCUUUUGCAUGGUGCUCCUGUGUGGUGAAUAGGGGCUCAAACUGAAGUCUUUGUACAUGCUUUAAAUGUACAGCCUGGAAAGACGUCUCCUCUCAUGCCCCAAUGGAAGAUUUAUUCUGCCCAGCAAUUGCUCUGCCAGACCCGGGAGCCUGGCAGAGUAAGUCUCCUCCAGGCCCUAUUGUCUGCUGCACCAUGGCGACCCCUGAUGUGAGCGUUCACAUGGAGGAGGUAGUGGUGGUGACGACGCCUGACACUGUGGUGGACGGCAGCGGUGUGGAGGAGGUGAAGACCGUGCUGGUGACCACCAACCUGGCUCCUCAUGGCGGCGACCUCACGGAGGAUCACAUGGAGACGGAAAACGCGGCUGCUGCUGCAGCAGCGGCCUUCACAGCCACCUCACAACUCAAGGAGGCAGUGCUAGUGAAGAUGGCUGAAGAGGAGGAGAACCUGGAGGCCGAGAUCGUGUACCCCAUCACCUGUGGGGACAGCAGAGCCAACCUCAUCUGGAGGAAGUUUGUGUGUCCAGGCAUCAAUGUGAAGUGUGUACAGUAUGACGAGCAUGUGAUCAGCCCCAAGGAGUUUGUGCAUCUAGCCGGAAAGUCCACCCUCAAGGACUGGAAGCGGGCCAUUCGGAUGAAUGGCAUCAUGCUCAGGAAGAUCAUGGACUCCGGGGAGCUGGACUUCUACCAGCACGACAAGGUCUGUUCCAACACCUGCCGCAGCACCAAGAUUGACCUCUCGGGGGCCCGCGUGUCUCUGAGCAGCCCCACCUCCGCCGAGUACAUCCCGCUCACUCCUGCCACUGCCGAUGAGACAGAGAGAGAUGGUGGGAGAGUGGGAGGAAAGACAUUUGCAGCACUGCUCCACCACUUGGGAAACUUCCACGCUACAGUGAAUGGAUCUCCUGCCACUAUCACCAUAGAGACCUGUGAGGACCUUGGUGACUGGACUACAGCUAUAGGAGAUGACACAUUUGCCUUCUGGAGGGGCCUCAAGGAUGCUGGCCUGCUGGACGAAGUUAUCCAGGAGUUUCAUCAGGAGCUGAUAGAGACCAUGCGAGGCCUGCAGCAGCGGGUCCAGGACCCCCCUUUGCAGCUCCGAGAUGCCGUCCUCCUCAACAACAUCGUGCAGAACUUUGGCAUGCUGGACCUGGUGAAAAAAGUGCUGGCCAGCCACAAGUGCCAGAUGGACCGCUCCCGUGAACAGUAUGCCCGAGACCUCGCAGCCCUGGAGCAGCAGUGUGAUGAGCAUCGCCGACGCGCCAAGGAACUGAAGCACAAGUCCCAGCACCUCAGCAACGUGCUCAUGACUCUCACCCCCGUCUCCCUGCCGCCCCCCAUGAAGCGGCCCCGCCUGGCCCGGGCUACCUCAGGGCCAGCUGCCAUUGCCUCGCAGGUGCUGGCACAGUCCACCCAGAUCGCCCUGGCACCCAGCAUGCCCGUCUCCCAGCUAACCAGUGUGCCACUUGGCAAGGUAGUGUCCAGCCUGCCCUCUCCCGUGCUGGGCAAGGCCACCCAACAGGCACCCCCUGCCAGCUCCCCAGCAUCACCGCUGCUCGGCGGCUACACGGUGCUGGCCUCGUCAGGCUCCUCCUUUCCCAGUGCUGUGGAGAUACACCCGGACUCGUCCAGCCUCACAGUGCUGAGCACGGCUGCCAUGCAGGACGGCAGCACACUGGUCAAGGUGGUAAGCCCACUGCAGCUGCUCACGCUGCCUGGCCUGGGUCCCACCCUGCAGAACGUGGCCCAGUUGUCCCCCGGGGGCAGCACGGUGGUGACAGUACCCACAGGUGCUGUGGACAGUGCCAGCAUUCCGGGGCCUGAGGAGCACACAGCCACCAUUGAGGUGGCCGCCCUGGCGGAGGGCCAUGAGCACAAGUAGCCGUGGCCACAGCUAAGCUCGGCCGGGGCCCCGCGGGGUUGCUGAACCAAAGAGAGGACAUGCUAGACAGAAGGAAAGAACAGGGGAUGCAUGGCAGCAGCCCCUGCCCGUCUCUGAGCCCUACACCUCCUCCCUUCUUUUCUUGGGAAAUGUACUUUCCAUCUGUUGCUUAUUAAUACUGUUUACACGUUGGGCCUUGAGCAGAAGCAGGCGGGAGAGGACUGAGGGUGACAGCAGCCGGGCUGGAGGCAUGGGGGGCCCGGGCCAGCAUCUGUCAGCUCCCCCAGGUCUGAGCCAGCCAGGGGACCCUUACUAACACUUGUCUUGGGACCUGUGCCCAAGUGUGGACACCCGUAGAUCCUAUGGAUUUGGUUUCUUCCCACAGUUUUCUGUAGGGCUAGCGUGGAGGUACCCCAGCCUCCAUUUCCAGAACAGACAUCUGGGUGCCGCCAGUCUGCAUGUGGCUCAGGUCUGGGGGCUCCUGGGCACCUGGGGUUGGGGUGCAGAUUCCAAAUCAUGGCCUGAGCAGAGGGCCGAGAAUGGGGGCACCUGUCUCCCCUGCCUGGCAGGUCUCAGGUCUGGGGGCGGGGGCACGUAGGGACAGGGGGGUGUUUUAAGAGAAUUGUUUUGUGACUCUUAGGAGAGUCAAAUUUAUAGCAUUUUCAACCCAAACCAUUGCUGGUGCCGAGUGUACUCUGGGGCCAGAGUGCUACAUUCAGAGUGACAGAGGGUCAGUGGCAGGGCCUGGGACACCUGGGGCUAUAGGGGGGCCAGGCACUGGGCUUGGUCCUGGGGUGGAGUGCAGUCUGUUGGUGUGGCCUGCAGAGCCUGUGGGGCCCCAGGCUGCCUAGCUUUGAACUCUUGAGUAGGACUAGGCCCUCAGCAUAUGGGCCAGCUCUUUCACUUGCUGGGCCCAUGUUGGGGGGAUGUGGCUGAGUGGGUGGGGCCCUGCAGAGGAGUCCUACCCUCUGCUCACACUUUGAAAGGAGCUGGGCAUUCAACCAUCUGCCCUUCCACCCAUCAAUGUGCCCAGACAUGUGUCAAGCUACUGAGGUUGUCUGUUUUCUUUCUGUUACUUUUUUUUAUUUGUUUGUUUGCUGUUCUUGCAGUCAGGUCAGCUGGUUUCCACAUGAUGUCUUCCUCCUCCUGUUGUACUCCGGUUUUUUUUUUUGUUUGUUUGUUUUGUUUUUAAAAGCUCAUUUGUACUAAGUCAUGUGAGUCCUGUUACCCAUGGAUGGAGUCACCUCUCAGACUGCAUUAGAGCCAGUGGCUGGGGCCCUCUGCCUACAUCCAUUGGAGGAAACAUCCCCCCAUCCCCUCCCAGGUCCCAGCGGGGAGGCUUAGGAGGGGACCCAGGACCCAGGACCUCAGUGCCUGGCUGGCCCAGAGCCCUCAAGGGAGCCUCACCCCACACAGGCAGAAGCACCCCUCCCUCUGCUGCACUGCUGGGGACUGUGGGCCGGGGGCUGGGGGUUCCUCGGUUUGCACCUGCUGCUCGGGCUGCCUGUGGAGGAAGCACUGAGUUCUACUUUAUAUGUUGUUUUGCAAGUAUCUGCUUGGUACUUUGAUUUAAAAUAAAAACAUUUUUCAUAGCC